AUGGCAGUCCGCACUUUCACCCAACCGUCGUCCCUUGAGGAUACACUUGAUAAGGCAUCAAAGAUGUCUGGCUCAGAAGGCAACGGCACCACCCGUUCGGCUGAGUCCGCGAAACAGAGUACCCAGUCUUACUCCUCAGAGGCACAAGCACCACUAGCAAGCCAUACCAACCCCAACUCAAGACCAGGCAUCACCUUCGCACACGAAGACAGUCUACCAAAGCUUCCUAUCCCAGAGCUCGACAGUUCGUGCAAGAAAUACAUUGCCGCGCUCAAACCCUUGCAGUCUCCGAAGGAACACAGCGAUACGGUUCACUCAGUAGAGGACUUCCUCAAGAGUGAUGGACCUGUGCUGCAGGAGAAGCUGAAGAAGUAUGCUUCUGGGAAGAACAACUACAUCGAGCAGUUCUGGUAUGAUUCAUAUCUGAACUUCGAUAACCCGGUGGUACUUAAUCUAAAUCCAUUCUUCUUACUGGAGGAUGAUCCCACCCCGGCUCGCAACAACCAAGUCACUCGCGCAGCCUCAUUAGUCGUCUCGGCACUGUCGUUUGUAAGAGCUGUCCGUCGCGAGGAACUACCGCCUGACACCAUCCGUGGUCAGCCACUGUGCAUGUACCAAUACUCAAGGCUGUUCGGUACUGCCAGGAUACCCACUGAGCAUGGAUGUCAGAUCGGUCAAGACCCAACUUCGAAGCACGUGGUCGUCAUGUGUUAUGGCCAGUUCUACUGGUUCGACGUUCUGGAUGACAACCACGAUCUGAUCAUGACGGAGAAGGACAUUGCUCUCAAUCUUCAAGUCAUUGUCGAUGACGCGCAGGAAGUACCAAUUCAAGAUGCGGCCAAAGGAGCUCUGGGUGUGCUGAGUACAGAGAACCGAAAGGUCUGGGCUGGUCUCCGUGACGUGCUGCACAGGGAAGAGGGCUCGAACAACUCUGACUGCCUCAACAUUGUUGAUUCAGCAUUAUUUAUCCUCUGCCUGGACUACACCGAGCCGCAGACGGGUGCCGACCUGUGCAUGAACAUGCUUUGCGGUACGAGUAAAAUUGAGCGCGGUGUCCAGGUGGGAACAUGCACAAACCGCUGGUAUGACAAGCUUCAGAUCAUCGUUUGCAAGAACGGAAGUGCGGGCAUCAACUUCGAGCAUACCGGUGUUGAUGGUCAUACUGUACUUCGAUUUGCUUCCGAUGUAUAUACCGACACCAUUCUCCGAUUCGCGCGAACUAUCAACGGCAGUGCGCCGAGUCUUUGGGCUUCAUCGAGUCCUGAUCCUGCCAAGCGCGAUCCAGACAGCUUUGGCGACGUACAGACAACUCCCCACAAGCUCGAAUGGGACAUGCUUCCUGAACUCAGCACAGCACUUCGUUUCGCCGAGACACGUCUGGCCGAUCUCAUUCAGCAGAAUGAGUUUGCGACUCUGGAGUUCCCGCACUAUGGCAAGAACUUCAUGACUUCGAUGGGUUUCUCACCCGAUGCUUUUGUUCAAAUGGCUUUCCAGGCAGCGUACUACGGUCUAUACGGACGGAUAGAAUGCGUAUACGAACCCGCUAUGACCAAGAUCUACUACCACGGACGUACGGAAGCCAUCCGCUCGGUAACAGAAGAAUCGGUUGACUUUCUCACGACGUUCUGGGGCGAGAACCCAGCAUCACAGAAGAUCGAAGCACUCCGAAAGGCGUGCCAGAAGCACACCGAAAACACAAAAAUAUGUUCCAAAGCCCAAGGUCCUGACCGACACCUCUACGCUUUGUACUGCAUCUGGCAGCGUGCCAUUGACGAGUCAAACGACACAGCGAGCAGUGACGGCUGGGACUCCACACGACCAUCCAGCGCCGACGCAUCAGGCGUAGGUUCACCGAACCGCAACUCAGUCCUCUCAGAGAACGACUCCAUAUCGAGUUCGCCACCCCCAGCACCAAUGCAGCACUCGAUGCCCGCCCUCUUCGCCGACAACGGCUGGGACAAGAUCAACCAAACCAUCCUCUCGACCUCCAACUGCGGCAACCCCUCACUCCGCCAAUUCGGUUUCGGUCCCACGUCCGCCGACGGCUUCGGCAUAGGCUACAUCAUAAAAGACGGCAGCAUAUCCAUCUGCGCGUCAUCCAAGCACCGCCAAACCUCGCGCUACAUCGACGCGCUGGAAUCCUACUUCUUGGAGAUCCGCAAACUCCUCCGCCAGAUCAAGCGCCGCGGUACUUCGGCUGAUAAAACCGCGACCCGCGCCCGCGAAGCGGAAGACAGACCCCUCGCCACCCGUCUCAAGAGCAGAGGCAGAAUCAUUCUAGGAGAUGGUGGAAAACAACAAACGCCUGCAGAGAGUAUAGUAGAUGACGAUGACGACGAUGGUCUCGGUGGAUAUGGCUUCUUCGAUGCGGGAAUGCUUCGUCAGGCACUCAAUGCGAAUCGAGCGCAGAACGAACCCGUCGAGCGCGACGUUAUACGCAGGAAUAUCGGGAGGAGGUUGAGGCUGGCUGAGUACUGA
Messenger RNA from Alternaria incomplexa, 2478 nucleotides. RefSeq lists its product as uncharacterized. The transcript has 3 exons. Gene Ontology annotation, molecular function: carnitine O-acetyltransferase activity. Gene Ontology annotation, cellular component: mitochondrion. Gene Ontology annotation, biological process: carnitine metabolic process. The record is from RefSeq and is a predicted model, not a curated record. Lineage: Eukaryota; Fungi; Ascomycota; Dothideomycetes; Pleosporales; Pleosporaceae. Bases 1 to 2478 code for a protein of 825 amino acids.